Harmonia axyridis is the source of this 4837-nucleotide messenger RNA. RefSeq names its product zinc finger protein 501-like. Gene Ontology annotation, biological process: regulation of transcription by RNA polymerase II; central nervous system development. Bases 290 to 1525 code for a protein of 411 amino acids. The transcript is spliced from 5 exons. Gene Ontology annotation, molecular function: DNA-binding transcription factor activity, RNA polymerase II-specific; RNA polymerase II cis-regulatory region sequence-specific DNA binding; zinc ion binding. Gene Ontology annotation, cellular component: nucleus. The record is from RefSeq and is a predicted model, not a curated record. NCBI's taxonomy places the organism in Eukaryota, Metazoa, Arthropoda, Insecta, Coleoptera, Coccinellidae.
AAGUUCCUAUACAAGUGUACUGAGUAAUCAUCAAAACGUUUCAAUUUCUGCAUUUUUUCUUGUAAUAUACUGAUAAUGGAAACCUACGUCUUCUCUUUAGAUCUCAAUAAAGUUUGCAGGAUAUGUUUGUGUGAAGAUACUCAAAUGUUUUCAAUUUUCAGUGAAAUAUAUGAAGAUGAAACUUCGUCAGAAGAACUUCCAUGUCUCAAUGAAAUCAUAAGUAGUCUUUCUUCUAUGAAGGUAUUCAAAAAGAAAUCUAUGGAGAUGAUUGGACAUUACAAUUAUUUUUAUGUUAUCAACUUACAAAAUACAACCUAAUGACGGAUUACCAGAUUCUAUUUGUAGUAAAUGCGUAGAACUUGCUCACACAUGUCACAAAUUCCAAAAGUGUUGCAAUAGAUCUCAGAUUAUUUUAGAGACUUAUUUGAAUCAAUGUGGUAUAUUGAAAGACAGUCAAGUAGAAGAUCCUCUUGAAAUCGGUAAAGAAAAUGGGGAAGAAUUUCAAAUUAUUAGUAGAGAUAUACUAGAUGAUAAUAAAUCAACAUUGCUUUACAAUGAAAAUGAUCUGGAUUUGGCUGAAAAUUAUAUCAAAGAGUCCCUUAUCGAAGAAGCAAAUAAUACUCACAAAGCAAAGAAUGAACCUAGCUUGAAUCCAGACCAGUUCUUUGCAACUGGUGAUAAUUUGACAUUGGAACCAGAUGAAAAACUAACUAAAGAUGAUGAAAAGGGUGCAGAAGAGAAAAAAAUUAUAGAGAGUGAUGAAGAAGGCAGUGAUACUUUAAAAAGCUAUGAGAAAACUUUACCAACUGGUGAGAAGUUUUUUGCAUGUAAAAUGUGUGAAAGGAUUUAUAAGAAUGGCAGCAGCUUAAGAGCUCAUAUAAGAGGACACCAUAAAAAGAAUAGACCUUAUAAAUGUGAGGUUUGUGAUAAAGGUUUCAAAAUGUAUGGAUCCUUCUUCUAUCAUAAGAGAACGCAUUCAGAUGCACAACCAUACUGUUGUAACAUAUGCGGGAAAAAAUACAAGCAAGGUUCAAGUUUAAAAGCUCAUAUGAGAAUCCAUACUGGACAGAGGCCAUAUUUGUGUUCAAUUUGUGGCAGAGGUUUCAGGCAACAACCAGAUUUAAGCUAUCAUAUGCGCACUCAUACUAAGGAAAAGCCAUUUCAGUGUACAGUAUGUGGUAAGACUAUGACUAUGCAGUCCCAUUUGGUUCAGCACAUGCGUAUACAUACUGGAGAACGUCCUUUCAAGUGUAGUCAAUGUGGAAAGGCCUUCUUGUCGUCUACAUGUCUGAAAAGACAUUCAAUAGUCCAUACUGACAAAAAACCAUUCAAAUGCGAAGUAUGCGGUAAAUCUUUCAAUAGAAGUAGCACUCUGAACAUACACAGCAAAACGCACACUGAUGAGAGACCACAUGUGUGUCCAGUGUGUGAUAAAGGCUUUAUACAGGCACACACAUUAAAAACUCACCUGUCUACACAUCUUUCAGAAAUCAAGAAGGCUAAAAUUAUCAUUCGAGAAGAUUAAGUUCGGCUUGGUUUGUAACUUUUGAUUCUCUUAAUUUUAUGUUUUUUCAAUUACACAAGAGUGUUAAAUGAAUAACUGUACAGGCUUUCAGUGCAGAUGCAGGACAUUCUAGGAUCUCUGUUUUGUGUAUUUUAUCAAAAACUUUCAAUCAGCAUAACUCUUAAACGCCUUCAUGGAUAUUCAUGAAAAUUUCAGGAAUAAAGUCCAAUACUCACUUACAGUGACUUGUCGAUAACGCAGGUCGGGACUGAGAAAAUAUAUUUUUUAUGUUACAGCUUGUAAAACGCUCUUAUAGGGUAUUUACUGUAAUUUUCGACAAUAAUUUCGCUUUUGAAAAAAUUGAUGUACAUGUUGUUCGCAAGAUGUAAUAUUUUUUUUUAUAUCAGAGUUUAUUUAUCAGCAAUCAGAAUAAAUUCUAUGAGCUAAUUUUAAGAAAACUAUUUCAACAUGUCGUGAAGAUAUUCUCCCCAUUAGGAGAAUCUCUUAGUAAUCCAUCAGGUCAGUUGGCCAUUUCCUUUGCUGUCUUCUUGUUUCGUUGACUUGUGUUAAAGGUUGUAAAAGGAUAUUUGUGUGUACUUACAGUUUAGACUGAUAUUUACUACUUCUUGUUUUUAUGACAUCCUGAACAGAGGGUAUUUUCAGAUCUUCAUGAAGUGUUUGAUUAGUAACAUACCAUGGUGCGUUGGCUAUCAUACGCAGUAUCUUAGACUGGCACCUUUGGAUGAUAGCUAUAUUUGACUUGCUUGCGCAUUCCCAAAUUUCAAUUCGGUACGUCCAAAUUGGAGUCAUAAUUGUUUUAUAAGAUGUAAUAUAAAGAAUAUAUUUUUCUCAGUCUGGGCCUGCGCUAUCGAGAAGUGAAUAUUGAUCUUUGUGACCCAUUUCUUGAAAAAUCAUGCAAAUCCAUAACAACAUUCAAUGGAUCAAAGCAUUAUUCGGAGAUUCUCAGGUUUGUGUUUAUUGUAAAUUGAAAUAUACUCGAUUUUCAAAUAUUGAUAUGAAGAGUGCCAGUAUUAUCAAUUGACAGGGUUAUCAAUGUAGAUUUUGAGGAUAGAUACCCUUUUCUAAAAUUUGUUAUACAAUGUCAUCAUCAUCAUCAUUCUCAUGUACAAUGUAUAACAUAAAAAAUAUAUAUUUUCUCAGUCCUGAUCUGCAUUAUGGAUAAGUAACUAAAAGUUAAUAUUGUAAUUUAUGAUAUACUCAUUUCCUGAAGUUUUCAUGGAUCCAUAUAGGCGUCCAAGAGGUAUGCCGAUUGAAUGCUUUUGAUACAUCUGCGCUGGAAACCUGUAUAGUUCUUCAUGAAAUACCCUGUUUAUAAGGUAUGACAAAAGUUUCAGUGUUUUGGGAAAAUGUAUACUAUUAGUAUACUACUAUUUUAUGAAGAAGCCUCUUUCAAAUUCCAAUAAUAAUACAAAGAAACUUUUGCCAAGUUUCAGAAUUGUUUAUUUAUUGAUAUUCUGAGAGACGCAUGCUUAAAAGACUGAAACCAGGGAUAAGGUAUAAUAGGUGCUUAUUAAGGUUUUAAAGAAUAAAAUUUCUUAAAUUUAAAAGCCGGGAAUUUCCGCACUGUGCAUUCAAGCCUGUAUUUUGAUUAAUGUAUCGAAUGGGCUUAAUUUAUGGAUGAGAAUGAUAAGUUAUACAAAAAUCUAUCUUUUCCCCAUAAAAAGUAAGUGUUAUAUUGCAGAUACAAAUGGCACUUGCCAAUUUGAGAUUUUUUCUGAAAAGUUUCUUGAAAAGUUGAAACUGUUUCAAGUAUUAUCCUAGUGUGAAAUCAAAAUUUCCGCAAGUUUUGGCACUUGAGAUAGGUUUUACCUUAAUUCACUGCAAGUAAUUACUACUGAACUAUUCUGUAGUUAAAGUUAGUUAAAGAUUUACUAUCAAAUAUUUAAGUGGAGUAUUGGUGUUAAAAUUAUCUGUUUGUUGUUAUAAUCAAGAUUGUUGCUCUAACUAGUUCCAACUCUCUCUUCCUAAAACUUCUCUAUCAUUUCCCUUCUUUUUUCAUCCAAAACAAAGAAGAUUUCUAGUUGAGAUAAUUAUCCAAGAUAAACAACAAGUAAAUCUAAUAUAAUGACUUUAUCAAUAUAAAAGUACAUAGAAAUAUUUAUAAAGAAUAGUAUACAUUGAUGAUCAAUAAGUAUAAAAUUAUUAUUGAUUCUCAUUCAUAUAAUAAUACGUUUUAACAUUAAUGGUACACACCAUCCUGAAUCAGUUCUAACAGACAACAAAACAAGAAUGACUUGGAAAAUUGUCCAAACAUGUUCUUUUUCUCAAAUUAUCAUAUUACUAAUGAAUUUUCGAAUACAGACUAGAAAAGUUUGUGAUGCAAUAUAGGAAUCAUAAAAAUUAAUUGAUGAAUGAAUCUUUGUUGGAUAUAAAAAUUAGUGAAUGAGCUGAGACCUAGUAAAUUGCAGUUACAAUAUAUAUUAAAAGAAAUUAUUUCAAUUCAAGAAACAUCAUUAGAUCACAGAACCAAUAUUUUGAAGCAUAUUUCUCCAAAAGUGAUGAUAAAUAUUGGAAUUUGUUAUGGAAUAAUAUGCUCUAUUGAGCUUGUAGAUUUGAGAUAAAAUGCAUUCAGGUUAUCCCAACAAAAAUAGACAAAAACCUCCAAUUAAGUUAAUUUUGGACCAUCUGUAUAUUGUAAUCUCCGCCAAGAAUUAAAAUAACUGAAGAUGAAAGUAACAAUGUAGAGAAUAUUUCCAGUGAAAUACUUUCCAAUAUUUUUCAACACUGUUUCAGAAAACAUAAACCCUUUCAAUAUUUUUUUCUAUACAUCAUUCUACCUUUUUCUUCAACUAAUCUAUUAAUCUGUUUCAUCUAAUUUUUAGUCACUCAAUUGACAAUUAGACUUUAUCCUCAUAGAAACAAUUUCAAUUCUGUUCUUUCUAUCUUUAUAAACAGAUUUCAAAAUGUUUCUAUUUCUAAAAGCUCAUAAGAUACUCAACUGCAUUGAAAAUGUGCACAUCCACAUGUGGCUACUUUGUGAAAACUAUUAUAUCAGAUAUUUGGUGGUCUACCACAAAUUACACCUUCACCAAUCUCUCGAAAUCAGAAUUUGAGCAGAGAAAGUAACAAAUAGCAUGUGAGUUUGGUACCUACUAAUUAUGUUGAAUUUAGAUUGGUUCAUAUACUUUCCAAGAUUUUCUGUGAGAUUGGUAAAGCUGUAUAAUUCUAGUGUCACUGACGAUACCUGUAACUUCUUUCUGUGAUAAAUGUUAAUUGUGAAGGUCUCGUUUUUGAUGGUUAUCUCAAGAUGUAACAUGUUCUUUAAUUUUUCUGUGAUAAGAGCUUCACGAUAAUAAAAAUUAUUUAAAAGUA